This is a messenger RNA of Bacillus rossius redtenbacheri, 1255 nucleotides long. RefSeq names its product ribosome production factor 2 homolog (gene Non3). Gene Ontology annotation, biological process: ribosomal large subunit assembly; maturation of LSU-rRNA from tricistronic rRNA transcript (SSU-rRNA, 5.8S rRNA, LSU-rRNA). Gene Ontology annotation, cellular component: nucleolus. Lineage: Eukaryota; Metazoa; Arthropoda; Insecta; Phasmatodea; Bacillidae. The record is from RefSeq and is a predicted model, not a curated record. Gene Ontology annotation, molecular function: rRNA binding. Bases 259 to 1215 code for a protein of 318 amino acids. The transcript is spliced from 6 exons.
AUUAUAAAAAAAAUAUACUACUUAAAAUGUCUAUUAUUAACAUUCAAUACAAUUUUAUUAUAGUUGAUUUAUUUAUUUAUUUAUUUGGAGAAAAUUAAUUAUAAACCAAACAUGCAAAUUGUAUUACAUUCACGGUGCAGCAUCAAAAACUUUCCUUGUUGUCAAUUUAAUAAAUUUGUCUGAAUCUUUGGUUUAAUGAAAUGUUUUCUUAUGUGGUUUUUUUUAGAGUAGAGGUUAAGUUUUAAUUAUAUCAGCGUUAUGCCUGUGCUGCAGAGAAUUGUAAAGCCGACCACCCACAAGGGUAAGAAGGUUCUCCUCAGCAGAGAGCCCAAACUCAUAGAGGAGAUUAAAAAAACUUUAUUUAUACCGGGGCCCAAAACCAGCAGCACAGUGAGCAGUUGCAUGAAGGACUUGUAUGAUUUGAAGAAGCCAGAUGCCAAGAUGCUAAGCAAAAGAAAUAAUAUUUUGCCAUUUGAAAACCCAGUGCCGCUGGAGGGAUUUUCCAAGAAACAUCUUUCGUCUCUCUUUGUGUUUGGAUCGCACAGUAAGAAAAGACCCCACAAUUUAGUCCUUGGACGCAUGUACGACUACCAACUACUGGACAUGGUGGAGCUGGGGGUGAAGCGUUACCAGGGCCUGCAGCACUUCAAAAAUGAGAAGGUGGCAGUGGGUCUGAAGCCAUGUCUGCUGUUUGUGGGAGAGCUGUUCCAGCAUGCCCCCACCCACCUCCGCCUCAGGAGCCUGCUGACAGACAUGUUCCACCGCGAGGCGGUGCCCGCAGUCCGCUUGCAAGGUCUGGAACACGUCCUGUUGUUCACUGCCGAUGAGGACUGCAUCCACCUGCGCAGCUACAGAAUACUCUUGAAGAAGUCAGGAUGCAGGACACCAAGAAUUGAGUUAGAUGAAAUUGGUCCUUCAAUUGAUUUCACACUGAGGAGGACUAAGUUGGCUUCAGAUGACUUGUUCAAAUUGGCCUGCAAGUCCCCCAAGGAAUUGAAGACCAAGAAAGUUAAGAAUGUAUCGAGAGACAAAUUUGGCACGAAGCACGCCCAGAUACACAUCCCACGACAGAACAUAGGCACCCUCCAGACCAGGAAGAUGAAGGGGCUGAAGAAAACUGCAUCGGAGAAGAAGGCGCACAAACGCCAGGCACAAGAGAGAGCAAACCAGGAUAGCAGUUCUCCUCCCAAGAAGCCACGAAAAACAACUUCGUAGUUCAAUUUUCUCAACAUUAAAUAACAUCUUAUAAUUUCUA